Messenger RNA from Carcharodon carcharias (great white shark), 2362 nucleotides. RefSeq names its product thymic stromal cotransporter homolog. The transcript is spliced from 4 exons. Gene Ontology annotation, biological process: transmembrane transport. Gene Ontology annotation, cellular component: membrane. Gene Ontology annotation, molecular function: transmembrane transporter activity. The record is from RefSeq and is a predicted model, not a curated record. Bases 760 to 2094 code for a protein of 444 amino acids. NCBI's taxonomy places the organism in Eukaryota, Metazoa, Chordata, Chondrichthyes, Lamniformes, Lamnidae.
UGCAGUUCUGUGAGUGAGAUUUAUAAACUGAGUUCCGAGUACAGAGACUGUUCCACUCAGAGACUGAUCCAGACAGAGAUUUCUCCAGGCAGCGACUGCUCCACUCAGAGACUGCUCAACACAGACUGAUCCAGACAGAGACUGAUCCAGACAGAGAGACUGCUCAACACAGAGACUGUUCCACACAGAGACUGAUCCAGACAGAGACUACUCAACACAGAGACUGUUCCACACAGAGACUGAUCCAGACAUAGACUACUCAACACAGAGACUGUUCCACACAGAGACUGAUCCAGACAGAGACUGCUCAACACAGAGACUGUUCCACACAGAGAGACUGAUCCAGACAGAGACUACUCAACACAGAGACUGUUCCACACAGAGACUGAUCCAGACAGAGACUACUCAACACAGAGACUGUUCCACACAGAGACUGAACCAGACAGAGUCUGAUCAACACAGAGACUGAUCCAGACAGAGACUGCUCAACACAGAGACUGUUCCACACAGAGACUGAUCCAGACAGAGACUUCUCCAGGCAGCGACUGCUCCACUCAGAGACUGCUCAACACAGACUGCUCCGCUCUGAGACUGAUCCAGACAGAGACUGCUCCGGACAGAGUCUGCUCCAGACAGAGACUGCCCCAGACAGAGUAUGCUGCAGACGCAGUCUCCCUAUAGAGUCUGACAUGCAGCCGGUUGUACACAGUGGACAUUGAGACAGAUAUUGUAGUAGUAGAGAUAGCUCAGGUUGGUGAUAUGGAUGGUCUGUUAAGCUUUGUGGAGCCAGUGGUGGUUGUGACCAAUGUAGCCAAUUCCCUCUUUGACACAGCGCUGUUGAUGGUGGUAUAUGACCGGCUAAAUGGGACAACGCCUGGCAACAGUGACCUGGCCCAGAAGGAAGUGGCCCAGUUCUACAUGAUUUACAACAUGAUCUACUCAUUAGCCCCCUUACUGACAACAGUGCUAUUGGGAAAGUGGGCAGAUCGCCAAGGUCAGAAGGUUCUGCUGGUGGUGCCAUUACUGGGGUAUCUACUGGGAAGGCUGUUACUGCUCUUCACCCACAUUUUCCAGCUGCCUGUCAGUGUGAUGUAUGGAUCAGCUGUGAUCAAUGGAUUGACUGGAGGGUUCCCAGCUUAUUGGAGUGGGAUUAAUGCUAUCACUGCCCUGAGGUCGGGAGCAGCAAGACGCAGUCUAAGGUUAAAUAUGUUGGAGGUAGCAUCAGGGAUGGCUGGAUUCCUGGGCAGUGUGGCAUCUGGUCACUUCUUCCUGGUGAAAGUUAAUAACCAGCAUGGGCUCCUGCUAAUCUGUCUAUGUCUGACUCUGUAUUUAUUAAGUCUGCUGUACUCAGCAUUUAUCCUCAGAUACCCAACAGUCUGCCCACAAGGCCGGGUUCCCACAGACGUGAAUAAUCUCAGUCUGAAGAGAUAUAGCACAGAGGUGAUUCUUCUCUUUCUCUGCUACCUCCUGUAUGAUUUUGGAGUAACUGGCGGGGAGAAUAUCAUCUCAAUCUUUGUUCUGAAGCCCCCAUUGAGCUGGGAUGCGGUCUGGGUGGGCUACGGCAAGGCAGCCUGCUACAUCAUGUUUCUGACCAGCUUCCUUGGAGUUCUGAUCCUCUCCAGAUGUUUAAGUGACAUCUCGCUGGUGCUGAUGGGCAUAAUCUCCAACACCGUUGGAUUUACCACCAUGGCCUUUGUGAAAAGAAGCUCCUUAUAUUUCAUUGCUCGCAGUUUGAUGUUGUUCUCCUGUAUUCCAAUGCCCACCAUUCGAGCCCAGUUGUCCAAGCAGAUGGAGGAGGCUUCUUAUGGUUCCAUUUUCGCCUGGUUACAGUCAGCUGUCGCUUUAACAGAUGUGAUUUCCACUGUCGUGUUCAAUAAUCUGUAUGUUGCCUCUCUCCAGUGGUACAGCAACUUUCCACUGCUCCUGGCUGCUGCAGUUUGUUGGUGCAGCACUAUCCCAAUCGUGGUUUACGGCUGGAGAAAGAAUAAGACCGAUUAUAGCCAGAUUCCAGGCACAGACUCCGCACAGAGACCAAUUGUAGAGGAACUUAAUGGUUUCAGUGAUGACUGCUCUAUGUCAUCCAUUUCGGAAUGAGUUCACACACCAAGCCUUUCACAGCACCUGUCAGCCAUGACAUAAAUACAGUCAACAAACAGAGAACAAGAGGGUUAAAGUUCAAGAGAAAAACAUGGAGGCCUGAUCAAUAGAAACUCUCACUUAGUUAUCUCAAACUGUCAACGAUUGUAGCAUUGAAACUCUUACUCGGAGUCUAUCCUAGAGGUUUUGAAGCCUUUAUAAAUUGUGUUUUGGAACUGCUAAUGUUACUGGACUGCUAAUUAAAGGAAUGGGAGUGCAAAUCUCA